CAAGAGAUAGUGAAAGUGAAACAGGAUGUGAUCUUAACCAACUCUCUGAAUACUAAUAUAGACAUUUUAUUAACAAACUCCUGCAAACACGUCUCUUAAAACCAAGCGGGAAACACACUUACCCAUCCCAGAAGUAUCAAUGUGGCUUUGUGGAGAUUUUUUGACUCUGCUGAUUGUCAGUGGAAUUGCUGAUUCGAUGUCAGAGCGGUAUGAAGUAGUGGGACCUGCAGAUCCUGUACUUGCCGUAGCUGGUGAAGACGUGAUUCUUCCCUGUUCGGUCAAAUCCAACAUCAGUGUUGUGGACUUGAGAGUGGAGUGGUUUAGACUUGAUCUGAAAGACUCACAGCUAGUGCAUCUCUAUGAGGAUCACGAGGACAGAAACACAGAUCAGAUCGAGUCCUACAGAGGAAGAACACGACUUAAUCAUCAAGAACUACACAGAGGAGCUGCAUCACUCAAACUCUCAUCGGUCCGAGUCUCUGAUGAAGGACUUUAUAAGUGUUUUAUUCAGUCCAGAUCCUGGUAUGAUGACGCCACUGUUAAGGUCACAGUUGAAGCUGUAGGACGUCCUCCGGUGAUCACAGUACAUGGGUUCGAUUACUCAGGAGGAUUUCGUCUAGAGUGUGAAUCUAAAGACUGGUAUCCUGAACCUGAUCUCGAGUGGCUGGAUGCUAAAGGAGUCAGACUGAGUCCAGAAACUACACAGAGACACAGAAGCACUGACAGAUUCGGUGUGAAGUUCACGCUCAUUGUACAUCCCAGAGACAGCCAGAUUCACUGCAGAGUCAAAACAAGACGUCACUCGCUGGAGACACUCAUUAUCAUCCCAAGUAAAAUGUUUCAUUCUUGGAGGACAUCGGUCAGCCUGCUUUCAUUUGUAGUUGUGCUCGGUGUGACUGAUGUAAUACUGAUAGCUGUGUGUGUCCAUAAAAACAGAGCACACAAUCGAAUGGAGAAGGAGAAAAGAAGACUACAACAGGCACACAAUAUACUACAUCAUGAAAAAAGUCAUCUACACUACGAGAAGACAAGACUACAAUACGAAAGUGAUCAACUUUUACGAAGUCUGCAAGCAGUUACACCAACAGCUCUCACACAGUUAAAGACACACUCGAUGGACGUGAUUCUGGAUGCUGAUACGGCUCACCCACGUCUCAUCGUGUCCGAUGAUGGGAAACAAGCGAGGGAAGGAAAGAAGCGACCGGAAGCAGCGGUUGGAGAAAAAGAGCGAUUUAAAGAUUUCCGUGCUGUUCUUGGGAAGGAAGGCUUCUCCUCGGGGAGCUUUUACUUCCAGGUGCAGGUGAAGGAUCAAACUAAGUGGUAUGUAGGAGUCUCUGGAGAAUCUGUUAUCAGCAAGGGCUCGACCCGGCUCUGUUCUCUGAACGGAUUCUGGACCGUGAGUCUGUAUGAUGGCACGUAUCGGGCUCGUGAAUCUUCAUAUGUGCUUCUUUCUCUGAGAGGACAUCCUCCGAGGAUCGGUGUGUUUGUGGAUUAUGAAGAGGGUCUCAUCUCUUUUUAUGAUGUGGAGUCCUCGUCUCAUAUCUACUCUUUCACUGAUCAGUGUUUUAAUGAGAAACUCUAUCCGUUUGUUUGUUUGGGGCGUUACAGGAAUGAAAACUCUACACCGUUGAUCAUCUGUGAUGAUUACUAAUCAGAUCAGUGAUGAAAGGUCAAUAAAAUGCACAAAAUGUUUUUUUGUUUGCCAUAUUCUUUAGGAACUUAUUUCAAGUCUUACAAAUGACUAAAAUUUAGUGAUUUUAGAUUUAAGUAGCACCAAUAGCGUAAUGAAUUUGUGGUAAAAUAUUAAUAUUUAGUAUUGUUCAUCAUUUUG
Molecule: messenger RNA, 1831 nt
Organism: Puntigrus tetrazona (Sumatra barb)
Lineage: Eukaryota; Metazoa; Chordata; Actinopteri; Cypriniformes; Cyprinidae
Product: butyrophilin subfamily 2 member A1-like
Exons: 10
Coding region: 140-1651 (503 amino acids)
Molecular function (GO): protein binding
Source: RefSeq, a predicted model, not a curated record